CUUGCUGUUGCCAGGGUGGCAUGGCGCGUAAGUAAAUUGCUACUCCGGUUAAUGAACCAGUAAUGCAGGAGGCAGCUGCUCUUUGUCAAAUAAAUGGUAACAACAGAAGCUCCUCCUUGGGGUUGUCUGAGGAUUCACUGAGUCAACAGAUGUAGAGUCAGCCUUAGAACAGUACCUUUCUGUAAUGUUCAGUCACAAUUAGCAUCAUGGCAGCCUGCAUAGCUCAUCUUGUACCUCUUUUCUCUUCUUCCAUGGUCAGUCCAUGCUUGUGAGCUACUCUAGUGGUAACUCUCUAGGCUGGCAGGAUGCUUCAAAAAGCUGUACACUUUACAGUUUCAUGCAAAAUGUUGAUAUGUAUAUAUUCAUUUUAUUUGCCUGGAGAAAGUAUCUGGCUCUUUCAAAAAGGCUGUCUCCCCUAAAGGAGUGUAUUAAAACGUGGAGAAGAGUCAAAGGAGAAAAUGGCUGUUGGUUAAAACGCAAAACCAAGAGAGAAGGCCUGGCUGGGGCAGGUGGUCUGGUGUCCCGGAUACACAGAGCAGAUGUAUCGGACGUGUAGAUUGUUGGCACUGUUAAGCCCUCUUCUGUGUGCAUUUACCCAUUUCUCACUUAGUAUUUGCAAAUCCAUUUUAUAGAUAAAAUAGGAGCAACUACCGCUAACUUGAGUUUUGUUUUAUUUUUGGAAGGAAUUUACAGAGAGAACAAACAGUACAUUAGACCUAUAUAAAUCAUUCCCCAUUUCAUGAAUUCAGUUGGUGAUGAAUAAUAACAAAAUUUUGUAUUAAAAAUUUAAGAAGUGUUGGCCUAGACGCCCGGAGCCAGCGCAGUGAGGACCAUGUUGCUUCCGAACAUCCUGCUCACGGGUACACCAGGGGUUGGAAAAACCACACUAGGCAAAGAACUUGAAUCAAGAUCAGGACUGAAAUACAUUAAUGUGGGUGAUUUAACUCGAGAAGGGCAGUUAUAUGAUGGCUAUGAUGAAGAGUAUGAAUGCCCCAUUUUAGAUGAAGACAGAGUAGUUGAUGAAUUAGAAAACCAAAUGAGCAAAGGUGGAGUUAUUGUUGAUUACCAUGGUUGUGAUUUCUUUCCUGAACGCUGGUUUCAUAUAGUUUUUGUGCUGCAAGCAGAUAACAGUGUAUUGUACAAAAGACUUGAAACAAGGGGUUAUAAUGAAAAGAAACUAAAAGACAAUAUUCAGUGUGAAAUUUUUCAAGUUCUUUAUGAAGAAGCAUUAGCAUCCUACAAGGAAGAAAUAGUACAUCAACUAACCAGCAAUAAACCAGAAGAUCUAGAGGAUAAUAUCAAUCAGAUAUUGAAGUGGAUUAAGGAUCAUAGCUCCUGACUUACAAGACUGGCCACUUUACAACCACUCUUUAUUAUAUCCCUGCCAUAAUGAAUAAAUUGUCCAAUUGUCAGUAAAACUUUCUUAUUAAGAUUGUGCUGCAGGACUAGUAGAUGGAUAAUCUAAAGGUUUAUAUUUGGGCUUUUUUUCUCCACGAGAAAGCAAAACAUUCUCAAGUAUAGUAUAUACAAUAUUAUUAAGGAUUUAGAGUAAAAACUGUCAUCUUAAAUGCUUCAACUGCUGAAGAAUAAAUAAAUCUGACCAAAUGGGUGGCUAUCUUCUAAGCUGGUUACAAAAGAAAAUGAAGAUGCUCCCUUAAAAUAAAACUUAAGACUAAGGAUAAAAAAAAAAAAAAUUUCAGAAGUGUUAUUACCUAAAACUUAGCAAAGUAGUGUGAUGGAGUGGAAAGAGCCCAGUCUUUGGAGUAAGAAGCCCCCCUAGGUGGCUUAGCUCCCAGCUGUGUCUUUACUGUUGUAUGACAGAUGGCCAGCGACCCCACCCUCUGUUCCUUGGAAGUCACAUCUGCUUUGCAAACUUGUGAGGACGCAAAGCUAAAUUCUUGGCAGGGUCCACGGCUCAGGAAGCCCUUGAUGCUUGUCAACAUUUAUUGUACACUGAUGGCAUCCCAUGCACAUGAGGACACCAGAGUAAACGGUCUUCCGACUUCUUGGAAUGUGCAGUGAGGCUGUUUCUCCCCAGUUAAAUCUUACUCUAGUAUGUAGAGCAGAUGAAAGUUGAGAGGCCAGAACUAUCCCACUCAUCCCCCACAGGCCUCCAGGGACUGGGGCUUGAUGACAGCUGUGCCGGGUGAUUGCUAAGCUCCAUUUGGGUUCUUACAUUAAACAAAUCAAUGAGUCUUUUCGAGUUGCCUCAGUCAGUUUGUACUGGGACAAGAGUUUUCAGUUUUAACUUGAGUUUAUGUGUGGUUUACUGAAGGAUGUUUUGAGGGAGAAGCAGAUUAACUUGGUUCAUCAUCAUCUAACGUUUCUUGGCUAAGUAUUCCAGGUAUGGUUACACUUAGAAAUUUCACACUGGUUAUUUGUCUUAUGACUCUGUCUUACUUCCUAUUGAAGCCAUAUAGAUUUACUAUAACAGGAAAGAAGUACAGAUAACAAGAAAGUUUAAAGAUUGGUGUUACUAAUAACACAUUCUGUGCAUAGACCGAUGAUGUUCUGGAGCAUUCACUGAUUAUCUUAUGCCUUAUGGGACUAAGUGGACUACGUUUGCUUCAGAGCUAGAUAAAACUGGCCACUGAAAAAAAUAACUACCAGUAUCUAGUCCCAGUGAAUAAUAGCUUUGAGUGGUUUGUUUUUUGUUUUGGGGUUUUUUUGGGGGGGGGUGUUUGAUUCCUCAAGCAGCAUGGCGCUUGAGUUAUACUGUAGAAGGAAGCGGAUCUUUUUGCAAUUGGUUUAAUAACUGAGUGUGAGUUUUAAAAAUAUCUUUAUUGUUUUUGGAAGAAAUUGUUGCUUCCACCCAUGUGUAUGGGUUGUGGAUGGGUGUGUAUUCUGUGCUAUGCUACAUUAAUAAGAGGAAGGGCUGCUGGUGGGUGAGAGCUGCUUCUGUCUUAAUGCCUUUCGAGUUGUAAAUGUUAAUGAAGUCUUGUUUAA
Callorhinus ursinus (northern fur seal) is the source of this 2946-nucleotide messenger RNA. RefSeq names its product adenylate kinase isoenzyme 6-like. Gene Ontology annotation, cellular component: cytoplasm; nucleus. The record is from RefSeq and is a predicted model, not a curated record. Gene Ontology annotation, molecular function: ATP hydrolysis activity; AMP kinase activity; ATP binding. Lineage: Eukaryota; Metazoa; Chordata; Mammalia; Carnivora; Otariidae.